This is a messenger RNA of Colletotrichum lupini, 1782 nucleotides long. RefSeq lists its product as uncharacterized. The transcript has a single exon. NCBI's taxonomy places the organism in Eukaryota, Fungi, Ascomycota, Sordariomycetes, Glomerellales, Glomerellaceae. Bases 1 to 1782 code for a protein of 593 amino acids. The record is from RefSeq and is a predicted model, not a curated record.
AUGGCUUCAUAUGUCUACACCGAACUCCAAGCUACAAUAAGUGACUUGAGGCUGGUCAUCUUGCAGCCAGGCAGCUACCGCGACGAGUUGCGCUGCAACAUUCUUCAUUAUCCACUUCUCGAGCCAAAGGAACCUUUCAAGGACGAAAGGCUGCCUGUGAGCGAAUUGCAGAAAACUCUUCCAGAUGGCUGGACGGUGGAUCAAACUUUGGAUGGGCGAUACCUGUUCAUGAGCCCACGCCACUCAGGAAUCCCUAAUUCUUGGAAACACCCAGAUCCCGAAUAUGAUUCGAAAGCAUACGCCAUGCCAGAGCAUUCUGUGAGCGACAUCUUUGCGUGGCACGUACCUCCAUAUGAGGCCUUAUCCUAUUCCUGGGGAACUGCCAAUGACGAAGAAUUCAUUCACAUUACCGACCCAGCCAGUACUCACAACACGCCAGCCUGGUUAAGGAUCCGCAAAAAUCUAGCUACUGCCCUGAGACAUCUUAGAUACGCGGAUCAACCGCGCACAUUGUGGAUCGAUGCCAUCUGCAUCAACCAAGCCAACGUUGAAGAGCGUGGGCGACAAGUCAAGCGGAUGAGCCAGAUUUACCAACUUUCCGAAAAGGUGAUAAUCUGGUUGGGCUCCGAGUUUGAGGACAGCAAACAUGCGCUGGAGAACUUGGAGUAUUUCAGUAAACAGGUGGAAUAUGUGAUUUCUCAUCGGUGGGGAGAUGCCCCCAACGCCGAGCAGCUUGAUUGGUGGCGAGACGACGUUCCUCUGCCCUGGAAGGACAGGACUUGGAAAUCCAUAUCUUCGCUACUCCAUCGACCAUGGUUCGAGCGUGUCUGGGUUCUGCAGGAAGCUCUCUUGUGCGACCGUGUGGUGCUUCAAUGCGGCCGAGACGCUAUCGCCUGGGUCGAUGUACGCAAGGCAUUACUGGUGCUCCGACAGAAGUCAAGUCUGCUGCCAGAUGAUAUUAGGCGUCGUCUCUUCCCAUAUGCACGAGGCUUGAUGGCACCGCCGCUCGCUUCGUGUGAGCACCUGUUACUCUGGACGCGGAAUCAGCAAUGCUCAGACCCUCGAGACAAGGUGUACGGAAUUUUGGGCUUAAUGGAUCCCAGAAUCGUAGCCAAGAUCGAGGUGGACUAUUCUUUCCCUCCUUGGAAGACAUUUGCACAGCUCGUCUUAGCUGAACAUGACGUCUACCAGAAAUUGAACAUGAUCAAUAAUUGCGGCACAGCGACGCGUCCCGAGGGGUGCCCAUCGUGGGUACCAAACCUGGAGCAACCAGUAGAAGGUGCCAACAUAGGGUACUUGAGCAUUCGAAGAUUUUAUGCUUCUGCGCGCUCCAGUGCUGUGGUGAAGCUCAUCGAGCCGGCUGACCAUCUACAAGUCACCGGGAGACGCGUGGCCAUCAUCAGUCGUGUUAGCGAUGACUUGAACGGCACAUUCGUACAACUCAUGGAAGUGGUCCGAGAUUGGGCACCGAAAGAUCCACAAAACGACAAGUACGUCUCGGGAGGACUUUCUAUGGAUGCAUAUGUCGAAGUCCUUGUGCGCGGUAGGACCAGCGACAGAGCUCUGGGGGAUAAUCCGCUUCCAUCCAUCCGACGGCUUCGCGAGCUGUUGACAUCGGCAUUAUCUAAAGACAAACUUGAUGGCGAGGUAGCGCGGGCAUUCAAAGAUUGCUUCUUCGCGAACGAAUGUCUCUUUGGUACUACGGAAGGGUACAUGGGUGUCUCUGCGAGAGGCCUGCAAGAAGGCGAGUCCCCUCCAUCUCAAGACUUACCUCCAAGGUAG